This is a messenger RNA of Talaromyces marneffei, 990 nucleotides long. RefSeq lists its product as uncharacterized. The coding region runs from base 1 to 990 and encodes 329 amino acids. The transcript has a single exon. The record is from RefSeq and is a predicted model, not a curated record. Gene Ontology annotation, molecular function: oxidoreductase activity. Lineage: Eukaryota; Fungi; Ascomycota; Eurotiomycetes; Eurotiales; Trichocomaceae.
AUGUCUUUUUCUAGCACCACGGCACUUCCUGUUCCACGAGCCAGCUCCAGGUUAACAGAAAGCUAUGAAUUCUACAGCGGUGAUUUUGUUCGUCUCACAGGAUCCCUAGAUUCCGACUCAGAAAAUGAAAUGCUGCAGUCUCUGGACAAGCUCCAGCAGGUCCCCAAGAUCCUCCAGGAGGGGAUAUUAUUGACGGGAGGUGCUGUGGCUAUACUCUUACAAGCUGCAGCGCAUGGCAUGGCGAGGUCUGCUUCCAAAACAGGCGCCGGUGGAAAGGUCACGACGUUAGCUGAACAAUUGCAUCAAAGCAUACACCUGACGGCCAUCUACCUCUACGGGCUAACAUUUGGAACCCACCACCAGCGAAAACAGAUUUUAGACCGGAUCUAUGCGUCGCAGCAACAGCAACAACAGCAACAACAACAGCAGCGGCGAAUUAGCCAUGUUGCGCGAAAUGGGAUUAACCAUCUGAGACCCUACCCACAAGAUCCUAAAUUACGACUAUGGAUUGCUGCAACACUAUACGCCACAGGAACAGAGGUCUAUCAACGGAUUGUUCAUGAGUUUAGUUUCGAAGAGGCGGAACAGGCGUUUGAUGAAUUCACGGCCUUACUCAAUCUUACUCUGAAUCUCCCCAAAGGGCUAUGGCCGGCUGACCGUGCCGCUUUUUGGGCUUACUGGGAUGAGUACAUUGAGAAAUUGGAUGUUGACUCACGGGCGCGACCUGUGGUACAUGACCUGGAGAAAUUUUGCAAUGUACCCAGCUGGGUAAAGAUUAGCAUGCCGUUCAUGAAGAACAUUACACCAGAGAUGCUACCGCCCCACGUUCGAGAGCAGUAUGGCUUUCACUCAUCACCUACGAGCCGUUUCAGGUACAAAUAUUCUAUGAGCAUAGGCAGGGCCAUUUACCCCGUCUUGCCAAGGGCUAUUCGGUCUAUACCAAAGAAGCGAGUCAUGAAAGAGGUGGCGGAGAUGCUCCGGCGGCCGUAA